CUUUGUCCAUAUAUAACCUUCACGAUGGACGCAAAGACACCCCUUCUACCAUCCACCGCGCCACAGACCCCCCCGGAAGACCCCAUGCCCCCGCGAGGAGUGCGCUCACGGCUCGCGCGCUUCCACGCCGCCGCCUUCGCCGCCAUCAUCGGCCUCUUCUUCCUCGCCCAGAGCUUCCAAUGCCAGGACCCAAGUCACAACCACCAGGAAGCCGCAAAGGUGCCGCUCGAAGUCCAUAUAAUGUCCAAAUGCCCCGAUGCCCGGGACUGCCUCCAGAAGCUCGUGCUGCCGAGCAUGCAAAAUGUGUCUGACAAGGUCGACUUCAAGCUGUCGUUCAUCGGGAGGGUUACGCACGACGACGACGGGGUGCAGUGCAAGCAUGGCCAGACCGAAUGUCUCGGGAACAUCAUCGAGUUGUGCGCGGCGAGCGUCUAUCCUGACCCGAAGAUAUACUUGGGCUUUACGAUGUGUUUGAGCAGGAGCUAUGAAGAUAUACCGCAGAAGAGCCUCCUGGAGGACUGCGCGCUGGAGCAUGGGAUGGAUUUCGACAAGAUAAAUCACUGCGUGAGCCAAGACGAUGGCGCGUUUGCGAUGGGCAUGCUUAGGGAGAGCGUGGAGCGCAGCGCGGAGCUGAACGUCACGAAGAGCUGCACUAUACGGCUGAACAAUGAGGUCCGGUGUAUAAGGGACGACGGUGCGUGGUCAGAGUGCGACGAUGGCUCGAAGCCGGAGGAUCUGAUUCACGAUAUCAACAAACUCUACAAAGAGGCCUCAGGAUGGUCGGAAUGAAGAACCCAGGUGCUGCUACGACUGGGAGAAAAAAAAAUCAACAAAAGCACCCGUCCCGCCGCGACGACACAGCGGCGAAGAACACUAGGCCUUACGUCAACGACGAUCCUCUGUUUGAGGAGCUUGAAGCCUGAUACCCGGCCCCCGAUUGUACAUACUCCUUUGAAGACCGAAUCACGAUGAAAGGAGAACGAUAGCGAUGGCCAGGUAUAUACAAAUUAGACUGAUUAAUAAUGUAAUUAUCUACCGCCACACUCAUGGCCUCAUGCACAUAUUCAGU
This is a messenger RNA of Mytilinidion resinicola, 1069 nucleotides long. RefSeq lists its product as uncharacterized. Gene Ontology annotation, molecular function: oxidoreductase activity, acting on a sulfur group of donors, disulfide as acceptor. The record is from RefSeq and is a predicted model, not a curated record. Bases 25 to 789 code for a protein of 254 amino acids. The transcript has 3 exons. NCBI's taxonomy places the organism in Eukaryota, Fungi, Ascomycota, Dothideomycetes, Mytilinidiales, Mytilinidiaceae.